AUGAACUCUGCAUUAAAGCCAGUACUUCCACAACCGGGCGUACCUCAACCGGGGGGUCAAGCUAGUCCUGCUAAAGGUAAUGUGGCUAACGCUAAUCACACAGUGGGCUUACCCCAGGGCGCGCAAAAUUCCCUCCUACCUGGCACAAACAAUCUUGUAGGCCAGAAUUUAAUCCACCACAUACCUAAUCCACCACCGGUGCCCGCCCACGCAGUACCAUCGAUGGCGCCAAUUUCAGCUAACAUGGCUCAGAUGGCACAAAACAUGAGCCAUCAUGGCAACCUCUCACAUGCCACACCAAACUCAAUAACUCCAACAAAUGUGGCAGCAAGUCCCAGCAAAAGUGCAACAACAAGUGCUCCUGCUCCAUUAAGUCUUGUGCAAGAUAAACCGGCAACAACUCAGCCCCCACAACCACUUGCCUUAACAAGAACACCGGAGAAAAAAGAACCAGAUUCUACAGCUCAAGCAAAUGGUGCUAUAGACUCUCCUAAAACUGGAAGUAGUGCACCAGCUCCAUUGAAGCCACAGAAUCCAGAAACAAAAGAUAAGCCAGAUAUAGCUAAAACAUCACCCAGUACUCCUAAGCCACCUGAGAAACCUGUAACAUCUCAGAAUAUACCACAGAAAGCAGAAACAUCUAAUACUGGAAUUGCAUCAGAUCCUCUUGUACAACCUAAAGUAGCUACAGCUAAUGAGCCACCUGAAAAGUCUCCUUCUAAACCAAUAGAAUUAAAAUCUGCUCAAACAGCAGAUGUUGCACCAACACAAAGUGACAAUAAACCAACACCUGAAUCUGCUAAUGAAAAUCAGUGUCAAGCUUCCACCAUGCCAUCACUUCAAAAAGAAUCAUUACCAAAUGAAAAUCCUAAGCCAGAGCCAACAAAAUCAGAAGAAAAUGGAGAAAGUCCAGAAAACAUACCUAACUUAGAAGGAAAGGUUGGUGAACAAAAAGAUAAUGAAGAUUCAUCAAUUAAAUCAGAAGAAAAUAAAACAUCAAAAGAAGAUAAAACAGAAGAAAAGUCAGAAUCUAAGACUCCAUUAAAGUCUGAAACUAAAGUAGCUGCCAAGUCAACACUGAAGUUAGCUACAGUCACUCCUAUGAGAAAACGAAGACAAGCAUCUGAAAAAAGUGAAACAACACCGGCCAAAAAACCUGCUGAUGAAAGUACACCUGACACAAAAUCUAAGAGAAAUCGGACUAAGGUUCAAUUAUACCAGUCACCAACACCAGAAAUAGCGAUGGCUACAAAGUUGUCUGCCUCAGCUGGAAGAUCCACUCCAACUAAACAAAAUGAUGACAAACUUAUUGUGUUUUAUAAAAAUGAAUACCUGGCUGUACGAAAUGCUGAAGGAGGUUUUUACGUGUGUCAAGCUCUUCAGAAUGUAUACCGUACUACACGAAAAAUUAAAAUAAGGUGGCUCUCACAAGAUAAAGGUGACCCUACUGGAGAAACAUACAAACCAGAUUUUUAUGAUGUCACUGAUAUGGAGUGUGUACUAACUACACUAUCUCUGACGCGGUCUGCAAGUGGAGGCGGGGCGUGGUUACUGCGACCGGCCGAACAAGCUCGUGCCACUUCUAUACUACAGAGGGCGCUGAAGGCUGAACAAAGUGGGGCCAACAUACCCUUGACGGAGGAACACCCUGAUGGACUGGAUCUCUCGCUGUACACAGACGAGUCACAACUCGAAAAGAAAUCGAGGAAACGCUCCAGCUCAAAGUCUUCGCCUAAUUCGAAAGAGGACACUGAUACUUCGAAGGAAGAAGCUACCCCUAGUAAAAAAGCCCGAACGACACCAAAGCGUAGUCCGCGCUCCGCGAAAAAGAGAAAGUCCCCAAAAUCGGGCAAAAACUCCGCUAAAGCGAAAUCAUCAGGUAGUACGCCCAGUGUGGCGGUCACAAGCAAGGUAGGCAUAGUACGGCGGAUUUAUAGACAUACGGCCACUGCGGUGUCGGAGAAAUCGGAUAAAAAAACUCCGACCAAAAAGACGCCCACUAGAUCGACCAAAGCCACACCGGCCAAAACUUCGCCGGCCAAAACGGAAUCGCCGGUCACGCGCAAGGGCAGAAAAGCGGCCAAAGAGGCAAAAAGCUCGCCAAUCGUUCCCACUCCCUCUACAUCGACGGGUAAAACCACUCGCACACCACGGAAACCACCUUCCAAGAAAUAA
Messenger RNA from Pieris macdunnoughi, 2175 nucleotides. The record is from the annotation of a GenBank genome assembly. Lineage: Eukaryota; Metazoa; Arthropoda; Insecta; Lepidoptera; Pieridae.